AUGGAUCAGUGUGAGGACAGAGAGGAGGGAGUCCUUCCCUCCAAAACCUCCCCGAGGGGAAAACCUGAGAGAGAAGAAGAGAGGAGACCUGGACCUGGACCUGGAUCUGAACCUGAAUCUGAAACUGAAUCUGGACUUGGUCCCAGCUGUGUGUCCAUGAAGAGUGAUGCAUCAAAGGAUUUACCUAUCCUUUUUAAAGAGUCUCCUGGUUUUCCUUCAGAGAGGAGACCUGGACCUGGACCUGGAUCUGAACCUGAAUCUGAAACUGAAUCUGGACUUGGUCCCAGCUGUGUGUCCAUGAAGAGUGAUGCAUCAAAGGAUUUACCUAUCCUUUUUAAAGAGUCUCCUGGUUUUCCUUCAGAGAGAGUGGACCAGCAGAUCUCAGAGUCCCCCAGUGGUCCAUCUGUCCAGCAGCAUCAGACCCAGCUGGACUCCGUCUUUCAGCUGCUGGAGGACGACAUCAUCAUGUUUGUGAAGGACGAGCUGAAGAAGAUCCUGAAGGUUCUGAGUCCAGUUUACCCAGAAUCCUCAGAGAGUCUGGAGGAGGAUGAAGAUGAAGAGCAGAAGAGCAUCAGAGAGACACUCGUGAAGAUCACAGUGAAGUUCUUGAGGAGGAGGAAGCAGGAGAAGCUGGCCGACCUCCUGCAGAGAAAAACCAUCGCUGCCGUUUGUCAAUCCAAACUCAAACGUCGGCUGCAGAAGAAGUACCGGCAUGUGUCUGAGGGGAUCACUAAAGCAGGAAAGAAAACCUCUCUGGAGCAGAUCUACACGGAACUCUACAUCACAGAGGGAGGGACCGGAGAGGUCAACGAAGAACAUGAAGUCAGACAGAUUGAAGCAGCUUCCAGGAAACCAGACAGAACAGAAACAGCCAUCAGACAGGAAGACAUCUUUAAACCCCCACCUGGAAGAGGAGGACCAAUCAGAACGGUGAUGACGAAGGGAGUGGCCGGCAUCGGGAAAACAGUCCUAACACAGAAGUUCAGUCUGGACUGGGCUGAAGGCAGAACCAACCAGGACAUCCAGUUCCUGCUUCCAUUCACCUUCAGACAGCUGAAUGUGCUGAGAGAGGAGACGUUCAGCUUGGUGGAACUAGUUCAUGGAUUCUUCUCUGAAACCAAACGAAUCUGCAGCUUUGAAGAGUUCCAGGUCGUGUUCAUCUUUGACGGUCUGGAUGAGAGUCGACUUCCUCUGGACUUCCACAACUCUACAAUCGUCAGUGACCCCAGAAGGUCCACCUCAGUGGACGUGCUGCUGACAAACCUCAUCAGGGGGAACCUGCUUCCUUCUGCUCGUCUCUGGAUCACCACACGACCCGCAGCAGCCAAUCAGAUCCCUCCUGAGUGUGUUGACAUGGUGACGGAGGUCAGAGGGUUCACUGACUCACAGAAGGAGGAAUACUUCAGGAAGAGGUUCAGAGGAGAGGAGCAGACCAGCAGGAUCAUCUCCCACAUCAAGACAUCACGGAGCCUCCACAUCAUGUGCCACAUCCCAGUCUUCUGCUGGAUUACGGCUACGGUUCUGGAGAAUGUCCUGGAAACCAGAGAGGGAGGGGAGCUGCCCAAGACCCUGACUGAGAUGUACAUCCACUUCCUGGUGGUCCAGGCCAAACUGAAGAAGGUCAAGUAUGACGGAGGAGCUGGGAUGGAUCCACACUGGAGUCCAGAGAGCAGGAAGAUGGUGGAGUCUCUGGGAAAACUGGCUUUUGAGCAGCUGCAGAAAGGAAACCUGAUCUUCUAUGAAUCAGACCUGAGAGAGUGUGGCAUCAAUGUCAGAGAGGCUUCAGUGUACUCAGGAGUGUUCACCCAGAUCUUUAGAGAGGAGAGCAACAUGUACGAGAACCAGGUCUUCUGCUUCAUCCAUCUGACUGUCCAGGAGUUUCUGGCUGCUCUUCAUGUCCAUCAGACCUUCAUCAACUCUGGAGUCAACCUGCUGGAGGAGCAAAAGAAUACCUCCUGGUGGUUUAAAAAAAGAGCUAUGACUGACCUCUAUCAGACAGCUGUGGACAAGGCCUUACAGAGUCCAAACGGACACCUGGACUUGUUCCUGCGCUUCCUCCUGGGUCUUUCACUGGAGACCAAUCAGACUCUCCUACGAGGUCUGAUGACAUCAAACCAAAGAAGAUCACAGAACAAUCAGGAAACAGUUCAAUACAUCAAGGAGAAGAUCAGUGAGAAUAUGUCUGCAGAGAGAAGCAUCAACCUGUUCCACUGUCUGAAUGAACUGAACGAUCGGUCUCUGGUGGAGGAGGUCCAACAGUCCCUGAGGUCAGGACGUCUCUCCACAGAUAAACUGUCUCCUGCUCAGUGGUCGGCUCUGGUCUUCAUCUUACUGUCAUCAGGAGAAGAUCUGGAGGUGUUUGACCUGAAGAAGUUCUCAGCUUCAGAGAAGGUUCUACAGAGGCUGCUGCCGGUGGUCAAAGCCUCCAAGAAAGUUCUACUGAGUGACUGUAACCUCUCAGGAAACAUCUGUCCACUUCUGUCCUCAGUUCUCAGCUCUCAGUCCUCCAGUCUGACGGAACUGGACCUGAGCAACAACGACCUGCAGGAUUCUGGACUGGAGCAGCUGUGUCCUGGACUGGAGAGUCGACACUGUCACCUGGAGUCUCUCAGGCUGUCAGGCUGUCUGAUCUCAGAGGAAGGAACUUCUUCUCUGGUCUCAGCUCUGACCUCCAACCCCUCCCACCUGAGAGAGCUGGACCUGAGCUACAACCAUCCAGGAGAGUCAGCAGGGAAGCUUCUGUCUAGACUGGAGGAUCCCUGCUGGAGACUGGACACUCUCAGGGUGGAGCCUGCUGGACAACGAUGGCUGACACCAGGAGGUCUGAGGAAGUAUUCCUGUCAACUCACCAUCGAUACAAACACAGUCCACAACAAGAUCAAACUGUCUGAUGACAACAGGGAGAUGAUGUAUGUGGAGGAGGAUCAGUCAUAUCCUGAUCAUCCAGACAGGUUUGAUGUUAAACCUCAGCUGCUGUGUAGAGAAGUUCUGACGGGUCGCUGUUACUGGGAGGUCGAGAGGAGAGGAGGUGUUUCUGUAUCAGUGAAUUACAGAAGAAUCAGCAGGAGAGGAAACUCUGAUGACUGUGUGUUUGGAAGAAACGAUAAUUCCUGGAGUCUGGACCGUUCUCCAUUGAGUCCUCAUUACCAAGUCUGGCACAAUAACAGAGAAACAUCCAUCCCCUACUCAUCUUCAUCUUCAAGCUCUGCCAGAGUAGCAUUGUACGUGGAUGUUCCUGCUGGAACUCUGUCCUUCUAUGAAGUCGUCUCUAACGGACUGAUCCACAUCCACACCUUCAACACCACCUUCACUGAACCGCUCUGUGCUGGAUUUGGACUCUGGUCCUGGUUGGACUACUGGCCUGGUUCCUCACAACUCACCGUCGACACAAACACAGUCCACAACAAGAUCAAACUGUCUGACAACAACAGGAAGAUGAUGUUUGGGGAGGAGGAGGAGGAGGUUCAGUCAUAUCCUGAUCAUCCAGACAGGUUUGAUCACUGGGAGCAGCUGCUGUGUAGAGAAGUUCUGACGGGUCGCUGUUACUGGGAGGUCCAGUGGAGCAGACAUGUUUCUGUAUCAGUGAGUUACAGAAGAAUCAGCAGGAAAGGAAACUCUGGUGACUGUUGGUUUGGAGGAAACGAUUAUUCCUGGAGUCUGGACUGUGAUCCAGGUGAUCGGUACCGUGUCUAUCACAAUAAAAGACUAACACCCACCACCUCCUCAUCUCCAUCUCCAGACUCUAACAGAGCAGCAGUGUACGUGGACGUUCCUGCUGGAACUCUGUCCUUCUAUGAAGUCUCUGUCUCUGACAGACUGAUCCACAUCCACACCUUCAACACCAGCUUCACCGAA
This is a messenger RNA of Cololabis saira (Pacific saury), 3855 nucleotides long. RefSeq names its product NACHT, LRR and PYD domains-containing protein 6-like. Gene Ontology annotation, molecular function: protein binding. Lineage: Eukaryota; Metazoa; Chordata; Actinopteri; Beloniformes; Belonidae. The transcript has 11 exons. The record is from RefSeq and is a predicted model, not a curated record. The annotation marks the transcript as partial.